AUGUGCCAUCUGAUACACAUGAGAACUGACUGCAGCAUGUUGCUAGAGCCAUCAAGGGACCACACUGCGCAUCUUCAUCGUCUGCCUCAGAACCUCUUCCAGCAGCAGGAUGCGAGUAAUCUUCUGAACAUCAUACCAAGAAAAACAGUGAAAUACCAGUCUGAAAAUCUAAAGAUAUUUGAAAAGCAAGGACUGUCCAAUUUUUCUACUCUCUUGCUGAGUGAAGAAACAAAUACUUUAUAUGCUGGAGUCAAAGAUUAUAUCCUUGUUUUUAACUUAAGUGACAUUUCUAAAGAAAUAUCCACAGUAUCCUGGUUUGCUUCAGAGGAUAGUAAGCUUCAAUGUCUUCGCAAAGGAAAAAGCAAGGCAGAAUGCAACAACUAUAUACUUAUUAUGCAUAAGAUAAAUGCAACAAAUUUAUAUGUCUGUGGCACAAAUGCAUUUCAUCCAGCUUGUCGUUACAUGGUAAUUGACAAUAUGAAAUUAAAGUUGUAUACAAGAGCUACAGAAAGCAGAGGAAGAUGUCCAUAUGAACCAACUGUGAGUUAUGCCUCUUUAAUGGUCGAUGGUGCACUUUAUACAGCUACUUCAAAUAACUUCUUGGGUACAGAGCCAAUUAUAUUGCGGAGUUUCAGGAAUCCUUUAAGGACAGAAUAUAAAGCAUCUUGGCUUAAUGAACCUACUUUUAUUGAUAUGGAACUUAUACAGGAAAAUGAAGCAGUCUCUGACUCUGACAGAAUUUUUGUGUUCUUCACGGAAACUGCUAUUGAAUUUGAGUUCUAUGAUAAGCUUCGGGUGUCACGAGUAGCUCAACUCUGCAAAGGUGAUCUUGGUGGAAAGCGAACGUUAAAAAAAAGAUGGACUUCAUUUUUAAAAUCUACCCUUCUCUGCUCUGUUCCUGAACUGCAAUUCCAAUUUAAUAUCCUUCAUGAUGUCUUUGUAGUCAAGAAUUCAAACUGGCAGGAAACCAUAAUUUAUGGGAUUUUUACCCAGCAAUGGGGAAACUUGGAUAUUUCAGCUGUUUGUGCAUUCCGGAUGGAGACUAUUCAAGAUAUAUUUCUGAAAGGAAGCUACAAAGGUCCUGUUGCUUUGGAAAAUUCCCAUAUGAAAUGGGUGGUGUACAGAGGAGAUGUUCCAAGUCCUCGUCCUGGGGCUUGUGCCAAUGUUUCUGCUCUACACUUGGGGUACACCUCUUCAAUUGACUUGCCAGACAAAGUCCUCCAGUUUGCCCGAGACCACCCUUUGUUGGACAGUAUUGUAAACUCAGUUGGUCUUCAGCCUGUCUUCCUGAAAAGGGGUACCAAGUACACACAACUCAUAAUAAGCCAAGCCACUGACUUGGAUAAUGUCACAUAUGACAUCUUUUUCCUAGGGACAGAUAAGGGCUAUUUGCAUAAAGCUCUCAAUUGUCAUGGAGAAAUUAUUAUUUUGGAAGAAAUACAGUUGUUUCCAUCAGCAGAACCUGUACAGAUACUCAAACUAGCCUCUCUAAAGGGCCUGUUAUAUGCCAGUUCUCCUUCCCAGCUAGUACAGCUCCCUGUUGCAAUUUGCAGCUGGUAUAAACAAUGCUUUGAUUGUAUCUUGGCAAGAGAUCCCUACUGUGCAUGGUCCCUCUCUCUUCACAGUUGUAUCCUCCUGGCUAACCACCUUGAGCAUUCACAAGAUCUAAUCCAGAGCAUCAAGAAUGGUGAUAUCUACAGGUGUCCUGAAGUAGAAAAGAAAAUCAGAAAGUACCCUGUCAACCUUGGCAGCAGCCCUCAUCUUAACUGUGAACCUUUGUCCAACAUAGCCAAUCUCCUCUGGAUGUUUAACAAGAGCCACUUGCGGGAAGACGAGGCCAAAUAUCUCAUCCAUACAAAAGGACUGGUUGUCUUUAAUGUAACAGUUACUGAUACUGGGCUGUAUGAAUGUCAUUCUGUUGAAAACGUCAGUGGGAGAAAAUUUCGUGUAACAGUAGCCGUCUAUCUCCUUCAGCCCCAGCCAGAGAAAACUUUCUACGGUCCUAAGUGUGACUUGUCCAACCAGGUGUGUUCUGAAAUAGCAGGUCCAAAAAGCAAACCUUUGGGAGGCCCAGAGACAGAGAACCCAAAGCAAGCACCAUCCAGAAGAAUCCAGAGUUCAUUGUUCAGUCUAAUAAGUGCGGGGUCUGCCUUUGCCCUCCUUUUCUUCCUUUUGCUUUCUUGGAAUAUUUACAAGGGCUAUAUCUCCCUGCCCUGGACCUCUGGACCUAAAACAUCAGCAGAUGAAUCAGCAAGUGCAGAAAUGAGUCUGGAGCAGACUCAGACAAGCUCAACCUCACAAACAAUGACCAUCUCCACUGGCAAAUCAAGCCCAUUGAUGUCUUCCUCCUUUAUAGUGGAUUGCACUAUAAAAAUGAGGCCAAGCAUUAACGCCACUAAAAUCUGUAGUUCUUCAAAUUGUCUGGUCAUGGAUGAAACCAAAAUUCCAGAUAAAAACCCUGAAAUACAAGAUUGCUCCAAGGGAAGGAGUUCAACACCUCUUUGAUCCCAUAAACUGGAUGCUAUGUACAGAAACACUUUUUUUUUUUUUUGAAAAAAAGUGUUUGAUUUCUAAAUGGAUCUUCCUUUUCUUCCUGUCAUUUUUAGGGGGGUUCUGAAAAAUAAAUCUCUUGAAUUUUUUUUAUCAAGCCUUAUUUUUUCUCCAUAUUUUUUCCCAUAUUUUCAGAACUGUAGGAGAAUGCCACCAUCAGCAAAUUAUAAAUACUUCUAAUUUCUAAUUCUUAAAAUUAGUAUAACCGUUUAAAACUGAGAAGUAUUAUGUAUGGAUUCCAGGAUGUUUGUGAACAGCGUUUUCUGUUUAGACUAGACAAACCAUUUGUUUAAAGAUGGGAUUGUAUUUUCCUCUGUUGUACAAAUUCCAUUUGUCAUCACCUGUGAGUUUUACAAUACUAGGAGACGACACAUUUCUGUGGCUACAUUUCAAGAAUUGUACUGGUCCAUAGGAUACUGUGCCAUUGUAGGGAUUGCUUUCCAGGAUUCUGGCUAAUUAAAACUAGCAAGUGUUCUUACAUCUGAGAUUUCAUUUUAAAAUGUGUAAGAAUAAGAAUGAUCUGCCCUUCGGAAAAGCCACUUUUCACACUUAUUUCUGAGUCACUGAUUUGCAGAAAGCCUCUGAAAUGGAAGAAACGGUGAUUCCUUUAGAUAUGCCAAAAAUAACCUUUCUUGAAGCAGUGAUUUUGUUCCAGUAACUGAGCCAGCUAAGCCAGAUAUUGAAAAGCAGUAAAAUUGUCCACUUGGUGACUGGCAGUGAGUAACUCAGACCUGUGAUUUUUCCAGGAAUACAUCAGGCACUCUUCUCUGAAAGCCCAUCGUUCUGUUUUGGGAACAACUAAGGGAACUAAAUGGUACCUAAUGCAGAAAUGGAGCAGAAUGGUCUACCCUCUCCAAGUGACGGCUGAUUGGAAGGAGAUAGGCUUAAAGCAUAAAUCAAGCAGAGAUUCAGCAGGCAGGCUGCUGAGCAUCUCUUGAGGAAGGUAUCUUUGAACAUUAGUUCUUCUGGCAGGCUAGCCAUUCUAGCAACAGUGGUUCUGAACCUGUGGGUCGGGACCCCAUUUGGGGUCAAAUGACUAUUUCAUGGGGGUCGCCAAACA
Messenger RNA from Crotalus tigris (Tiger rattlesnake), 3610 nucleotides. Its product is annotated as semaphorin-4E-like. Lineage: Eukaryota; Metazoa; Chordata; Lepidosauria; Squamata; Viperidae. The record is from RefSeq and is a predicted model, not a curated record. The transcript has 16 exons. Gene Ontology annotation, biological process: neural crest cell migration; axon guidance; positive regulation of cell migration. The coding region runs from base 1 to 2505 and encodes 834 amino acids. Gene Ontology annotation, molecular function: chemorepellent activity; semaphorin receptor binding.